GAAGUCAUCCGAGUCUAGACUGCGGCGGGUACCGCCGGCCCGGACAGCUGUCGGUUCUUCUUAGCAACCACGAUGGCAGAACGUGGGGCGCUAGAGGAGCUGGUGCGACUUCAGGGGGAGCGCGUGCGGAGCCUCAAGCAGCAGAAGGCCAGCGCCGAGCAGAUCGAAGAGGAGGUAGCGAAAUUACUGCAGCUGAAGGCACAGCUGGGCCCAGAUGAAGGGAAACAGAAGUUUGUACUCAAAACUCCCAAGGGCACACGAGACUACAGUCCCCGGCAGAUGGCAGUUCGGGAGAAGGUGUUUGAUGUCAUCAUUAGCUGCUUCAAGCGCCACGGUGCUGAAGUGAUUGAUACGCCUGUGUUUGAACUAAAGGAAACACUGACUGGGAAAUAUGGGGAAGACUCUAAGCUUAUCUACGAUCUGAAGGACCAGGGUGGGGAGCUGCUGUCCCUUCGCUAUGACCUCACCGUUCCUUUUGCUCGAUAUUUGGCAAUGAAUAAACUGACCAACAUCAAGCGCUACCAUAUAGCAAAAGUGUAUCGGCGGGAUAACCCAGCAAUGACCCGGGGGCGCUAUCGCGAAUUCUACCAGUGUGACUUUGACAUCGCUGGCCAGUUUGACCCCAUGAUCCCUGAUGCAGAGUGCCUGAAAAUCAUGUGUGAGAUCCUGAGCUCCCUUCAGAUCGGUGACUUCCUGAUCAAGGUCAAUGACCGGCGCAUCCUAGACGGAAUGUUUGCCAUCUGUGGUGUUCCAGACAGCAAGUUCCGCACCAUCUGCUCCUCAGUGGACAAGCUGGACAAGGUGUCCUGGGAGGAAGUAAAGAAUGAGAUGGUGGGGGAAAAGGGCCUUGCACCUGAAGUGGCCGACAGCAUCGGGGUCUACGUCCAGCAGCAUGGUGGGGUAUCCCUAGUUGACCAGUUGCUUCAGGAUUCGAAGCUGUCCCAAAACAAGCAGGCCUUGGAGGGCCUGGGAGACCUGAAGCUGCUGUUUGAGUACCUGACCCUGUUUGGCGUUGCUGACAAGAUCUCCUUUGACCUGAGCCUCGCGAGAGGGCUGGACUACUACACGGGCGUGAUCUAUGAGGCCGUGCUGCUGCAGACUCCAGCUAGGGAAGGGGAAGAGCCCCUCGGUGUGGGCAGUGUCGCCGCUGGAGGCCGCUAUGAUGGACUGGUGGGCAUGUUUGACCCCAAAGGGCGCAAGGUGCCCUGCGUGGGGCUCAGCGUUGGAGUGGAGCGCAUCUUCUCCAUUGUGGAGCAGAGGCUGGAGGCACUGGAGGAGAAGGUGCGGACCACAGAGACACAAGUGCUUGUGGCCUCUGCACAGAAGAAGCUGCUGGAGGAGAGACUGAAGCUCGCUGCGGAGUUAUGGGAUGCUGGCAUCAAGGCAGAGCUGCUCUACAAGAAGAACCCUAAGUUACUGAAUCAGUUGCAGUACUGCGAAGAGACAGGCAUCCCCCUGGUGGCCAUCAUCGGUGAACAGGAGCUCAAGGAAGGGGUCAUCAAGCUCCGCUCAGUGGCCAGCAGGGAAGAGGUGGAUGUCCGGAGAGAAGACCUGGUGGACGAGAUCAAACGGAGAACGAGCCAGCCCCUGUGCAUCUGCUGACCGACUAGCAAGGCCGCAGAGGGAAAGUGGACUGACACUGCGUGAGGCCAAGACAGGGAACUUGGCAAUGACCUUCCGCAGCCUGCCUGGAUCUGUCCCAGCCGGGAGACCCGGAGAGCGGCCAGAAUUGAGACUUUUUAAAAAAUUAAGAUUAUUUUAUUGAUAAUUAGCCACCGGCGGCAGGGCGGGGGUUGAGGGGGUGGGGAAUGGCCAUUUUGCAUCGAAGGCCCAAGAGGUUUAGUCCUAUGAGCCCUUCCCUCCCCGGGCCUGGCUGCAGGAAGGGGCCUAAAAUGGUUUCAUCUGCGGCGCCCUACAACGGAAGGCGCAAAGUCCCGCAAACACCACCAAAGGUCCAAUAAAUGCCUAAACUACUGGA
Messenger RNA from Sorex araneus (European shrew), 1978 nucleotides. RefSeq names its product histidyl-tRNA synthetase 1 (gene HARS1). Gene Ontology annotation, biological process: mitochondrial translation; histidyl-tRNA aminoacylation. The coding region runs from base 73 to 1602 and encodes 509 amino acids. NCBI's taxonomy places the organism in Eukaryota, Metazoa, Chordata, Mammalia, Eulipotyphla, Soricidae. The transcript is spliced from 13 exons. Gene Ontology annotation, molecular function: identical protein binding; histidine-tRNA ligase activity; ATP binding. The record is from RefSeq and is a predicted model, not a curated record. Gene Ontology annotation, cellular component: cytoplasm; mitochondrion.